Messenger RNA from Fusarium subglutinans, 501 nucleotides. RefSeq lists its product as uncharacterized. The record is from RefSeq and is a predicted model, not a curated record. The transcript is spliced from 3 exons. Bases 1 to 501 code for a protein of 166 amino acids. NCBI's taxonomy places the organism in Eukaryota, Fungi, Ascomycota, Sordariomycetes, Hypocreales, Nectriaceae.
AUGAACAAAUACCAUUAUGACGCCCUGCUGAGGAGAAUCGACAGCUCACCCUUACAUUUCGACGCUCUCAAGUCCAUCAUGAGGGUCCCCUACCACAACCUCCUCAUAACAACAGGCCUCUGCCGUCAAUACCAUCCCCUCCCUCGCACACUAUACGAACCCCAAGACGUCCUCGAAGGAUACUGGACCGUCACUUUGACUCUCCAAUCGACAGCUUGGCUACAGAUAACCAUCAGGCCCGCACUCCGCGACGAUCCUCCGCCUCACGCCUGGCACGAUUUGGAUAAUUACCACCAGAUACAAGCCGGCGUUACACUCCGCAUCAGUCGCAGAAACGCCCUGAGGGAUAUGCGCUACCUUCUGGAGCUUGUUUUCCCUUUGUAUUUGUAUGACGUGGGCCAUGGACAGCGCCGUACUACCCCAUUGUCGCCGGUACGAGAGGAGGAGGAUGAUGAAUCUGAUGGUUCGGAGCUCGAGUGCAGCGUUCACGAUGUGAGUUGA